This is a messenger RNA of Ornithodoros turicata, 819 nucleotides long. Its product is annotated as histidine-rich glycoprotein-like. The coding region runs from base 39 to 575 and encodes 178 amino acids. The record is from RefSeq and is a predicted model, not a curated record. Lineage: Eukaryota; Metazoa; Arthropoda; Arachnida; Ixodida; Argasidae. The transcript has 3 exons.
CACAACGGGUGAAAGCCACUUUCGCUUCACAACAGAGAAUGAAGCCCUGUACCCUGGUCACCAUUUCGGGAGUCGCCCUCGUCGUGCUGCUCUGCGCCAUCGAGCAGGGUGCAGAGGCGACGCUCAUUUUACCCAUUGUCAUCUACAAGAAAACGCCAAAGCAUCAUAUUUUCCUUCCGCUGCCUCUGCCUCUCCCCGUGCCCAUCCCCAUCGUGAAACCGAAGGUCCUGCCGCUUCUCCUGCCCAAGCUUCCCCGGAUCGGCAUCACGGUACACCUGCGAAAGACUCCAAAACACGUCACCCAUCACCACAAACCGCAAGUGCUUCACGUGGAUCACGUCGACCAGCACGACCACCACGAGGAGCUGCAUCACCAAGAUCACUCGGACCAUCAGGUCCAUCACGACCAUCAGGCCCAUCACGACCAUCAGGACCCUCAGGUCCACACGGACCAUCACGACCAUCAGGUCCAUCAGGUCCACCAGGAUCAUCACGAUCAUCCGGUCCAUCACGACAAUCACGAAGAAGUCUACAAGGUGGAGGACCAUCAGCAUCAAGUCUGGAAGAAAUCUUAGCCCUAAGUAACGACACAGUUCUUACUACACUCAACGGCACACAGGCAUCUGACUAACAGCAGCAGCAGGGCAGCCCAUUAGUCCCAUGCCUGCGACGUUUCAUCCUGCAGGGUAACGAGUUCCAAGGUGGUUGCUAGGGUGACGGUCUACGCUACUGACGGCCAAGUGCAACAGAGGUGGACGCUGCGCGUUAAGACGGACAAUGUUGACUUUGUAGCGCUAGAUAAAGUUGGUACUUCGAGGA